Messenger RNA from Naegleria lovaniensis, 4218 nucleotides. RefSeq lists its product as uncharacterized. Lineage: Eukaryota; Heterolobosea; Eutetramitea; Acrasida; Naegleriidae. Gene Ontology annotation, cellular component: plasma membrane; late endosome; early endosome. Gene Ontology annotation, molecular function: SNARE binding; guanyl-nucleotide exchange factor activity. The record is from RefSeq and is a predicted model, not a curated record. The transcript has 4 exons. The coding region runs from base 1 to 4218 and encodes 1405 amino acids. Gene Ontology annotation, biological process: early endosome to late endosome transport.
AUGUCUUUACAAGACAACCAUCAUCACGCACACUCCACCUCAUUGCCACACUCUCCGACCACCACCACAAGUCAUCAACAACAUUCAAACAACAACAACCAUACUCCUUCCUCUCCUUCUCCUCCAUCAUCGGCGCGUCGAAGAAAAACCACCAAAUCCUCUGCAGAAUUUCAAUUUGUUUUGGCCAAGUAUGGAUUAAGUGCAAAUGGUGAGCUACAAGCUUCGUAUUUACAACAACAACAACAGCAACAACAAUUAUCCACGUCGUUGCCAAUGAAUAAUACAACCAAUGCCAUGAUGAAUCAUCAUUCCUUACCUUCAUCGUUGUCAUCCAUUCCACAAAUUGUGAAAAGUGGUCAUCUCAUGAAACAAGGAAUUAAAUGGCGAUCAUGGAAAAAACGAUAUUUCAUAUUAGUGGAUGAUAUUUUGAUAUAUAAAUCUGAAGUGGAUGCACCAGUGAUUGGAUUGUUACAAUUACAAAACGGAAGUGUGAGUGUGGAUGAGAAGAAUAAGAGAAUGUUUCAUGUCAAGUGUGAAAAGUCUUUCAGCAAGGAUAAAAUUUAUAGUGAACGUUCCUAUACCUUUCAAAUUUGUUCCGAAGAUCAUGAAGAGGAACGUGAAGAUUGGGUUCAAAAAGUGAAACGAGCAGCCACUCAACACGUUCGAUCACGUAUGAGAACACGAACGAGAGCGAAUGGUGGUGCUGCUGGAUCGAGUAAUUCUUUGAUGAGUGAUCGAUCGACUCGAACACUAAACACGUCACAGAAUGAUUCACAGAAUGGAGUGAAGGGAGUAGAGUCGAGAAAAAUUGUAGCGAUUGUUGUGACCAAUGCCACUUCCAACAUUGGUAUGGAGGUUGUGAAAUCUCUACUACUUCGAAAAAUUCGUGUCAUUGCAGUGUGUCAUCCUACACAAUUUAUUCCUCAGACUUCUUCUAAUAACAAUGACCAUGAAAGAAAAGGAAGUUUUAACACAGUUUCAAAAGAGGAAUUAUUGAAAAAUUAUGGAGCUAUUGUCAUUCGAUUGGAGAAUGGAUUUCGUCGAUUUGAAGAAGCCUCUCUCGUUGAACAAAUCAAAGAAAAGCAAUAUCACAUAUCAUGUGUGGUUCACAUUCCACUCGAUCAUGAAUAUAUUGUCGAAGAUAUGAACCAAGUCAUUAAUUUUGCCUUGCAAUUAUCUGUAGAUUCCUUUUUCCUUUGUUCGAGAUAUUAUACAGCUCCUUCUUCUCAACCACAUGAUUCCUUUAAGAGUGGAUUCACUAAACAUUCUCAAGAAAACUCGUCGAAUGAAGAACAUGCCAUUGAAUUACCAGAACUGUUUCAUUGUCAUUUACAAUGUGAACAAAUGGUCAAGACUUAUUUUGGACACUCGUGUGGAAUUCUUCGUUGUAAUGGAACCAUGCAAGAUUUUCUACUGUUUUACGAUGAAAAGACCAGAACUUUUUAUUUUCCAUUUGGAGACUUGAAAGAUUCAGAUGAUGAAUCCAAGAAGAGAGUUUCAUGGGUCGAUGCGCGUGACGUAGGUCUAUCCGUUUGUUCCAUGAUUAUGAAUAUCAUGUUUCAAGUAAGCUCUACCAUGUCUUCACAACCACCAAAACCUCCCAAUGCAGGUUUAUUGUUCAUUAGUCAAUCACAUGCAUCCACUCAGCAACAAAAUGAAAAGAAACAUCGAACAACUUACACCUUGACAGGUCCAGAAAGUUUAACCAUUAAGGAUGUCAUUACCAAAUUCUCGAAAAAGACCAAUGUUCCUGUUGAAUAUAAAAUUAUUGACAGAGAGCAAUCCAUUCAUCGAUUGAUGCUAUCCAAAGGUCUCAGAAAAUGGGAAUGUGACGCCUAUCAUGACAUGUACACACGAAUCUAUGAUGCAGGUUUGGCCAUGGCUGUUUAUCCAGAUGUACAAGACAUCAAAAAGUCAGCUCCAACACCUUUCGAUAGCUUUAUUGAGAGAGAAUUGGAAACCUUCCAAGAUCACAAUCCAUGUGUGUGCAUGAUUGGAUCCAUUCACUUUAUUCAAUCCAAAUUAUUACACGCUCUCCAUGAAAAGAAUUAUCUCUCUAAGAAUAUUAUAUUUUCUAAAAAGGAAAUACCUGAUUAUCCAUUCAAGACAGCUCAAUACAUUGUAUUUGAUUAUGAAAAAGAGAAGAAGAGUGUGGAAAGUAAAGUGAGAAUUGAAGUAAUGGAAGAAGUUCGAAAACGUAGAACAGAAGAAAUUAUUGCACAAUCUGGAAUGCUUGGUGUUCCUUUCAAAGCAUCAAGAUCUGCCUCAUUCCAUGAUAUUGAAUCGGAUGAUUUGGCAGAGAAUCGUAUUAAGGGAAUUUUACAAGAAAAGUUUAUUGACAUUGUGUCCGAUGCUGUCAUUCAAUGUGAAAAGUUAAUUUUCUUUAUUAAGGCAAAAUAUCUUCUCAACAAGUGGUUCGACGCCGAAUCGUUCAAGAAAGUGAUUGACAACAGUCAGAGAUCCACCAAAUUGAAACACAUUAUCCUAUUGUACGAUUCUGCCACCAAAAGAAUUUGUCCAGAAUUUUUAACCAAAAUUUCAAUUUAUCUUUCCAUGAAAUGUAAAACAGCGUACACGAUGGUAGAAUUUGGAUGGCUCUAUCAAACACUUGCAACGUUAUCUGGCUCAGAGAUACAGACCUAUUCUUCACUUUCCAUUCCAGUUUCAUCCACCAUUGAUGUCUUAAAUGAUCGAUUGGAGUGGUGUGACGGUGACGAUGUGAUUGAAUUUAUUUUACAUUUGUUACAAAAUAUCAAAUUAGAUUCGGAACAAAUAGUGAAGAAUUUUGUGUGUCACGGUACAAAAGCUAGUUUCCGUGAAAUUGCACGACUCAUGCAUGAAGUUUUGAAGAAGCCAGUAUCAUGUUCUGCUAUUGACAUUUCCAAAUCCUUCCCAUGUCUCUUUAUUGACAAUAAGGAUCUCUUUGAACAUCGUGCCAUCAAAAAAGAAAUGGUCUAUUAUUUAACCAUGGUCAAAGAAGAUCCAAAUUCCAUUGAAAAUUAUUCCACCGAUUGUUUAGCUUUUGAAACAGUCAUGGGAAAACCAUUGAAAACAUUGAAAGAAUUUUUCGAAGAAUCUCUCCUCAUGUUUGCAGACAUUAUUGAAUUGAAUCAAUGUGAAUUUGAUUUUUUCCAAGAAAUGUCCGCAUGUACCAGUAUUGACGAACAAGAAUUAGUGAUUUUCAAACAUUUAAUGAAUCGAAUCAAAAAUCCAACAAGUUUAUUUCAUCGAGUGGUGAAACAAAAAUCUCGACAAUUUCUCAGCACCUAUUCACAAGAUUAUUAUCAUUCACUCACGACAGAAGAGAAAUUAAUUGUCAUUUCUAGAGCAAAAUCAUUAAUUGCAUCAUUUUUUGAUGAAAUGUAUCGAGUAUUGGCACGACAAGUGAUGAAAAUUAUCAUUCCACAAGCAGCGGAUUAUGGAGUGAUGAUCAAGGUAGAUCCCAAUCAAAUGGAACCUCUCUUUUCACAAUGUAUUGAUCAUGUCUUUUUCGAUCAAGUGUUUCCUCUCGUCUUUGAACUCUACAAGAGAGAAUAUAGUGUGAAAUCUGAAAUUGUGAAUCAAAAAUAUGUCGAACUUGCCAAAUGUACUCCAAAACAUUUGGAAAUUGCCGAUGAAUAUUGUUUGGAUGGAAAUGGAAAGAGUGCUGAAGAAAAUUAUUCACUUGCCAUCGAAUCACUUCGUAACAUUUCACAAUGCAACAGUCUAGUCGAAGGUAAAAUGAAACUCUUAAUGGAAACUUCAAAAGCCAUUGUCGAAUGUGUGAAAAUUUAUCACGGACGAGAACGUGAAGUUUCUGCCGAUGCCUUAAUGCCCAUUUUCAUCUUUGUUCUCAUUAAGGCAUCCAUUCCUGAUUUGUAUUGUCAAUUCAAAAUUUUAGAAGAUUUUGUUCAUGAAUCCAUCAUGAUGGGUCCAAUGGGAUAUUCACUCGUUACACUUCAAAUUGCAAUUGAUUACAUGCAAACUCUUCAAUGGGAACAACUUGAUCAAAUGUUCCAAAUUCAAAUGGAUUUGAAACGACAACAAGUAGAAUUUCAGAGACAACGCGAUUCAGAAAUUCAACUUCGAAAAACUCGAGGUUUCAGUGUCAUGUUAAAUGCACCUCCUCCUGAUACUCAACAAGUAGUAGUAGUUGUGAACAAAUUUGCUGAAGAAAUUCAUAUCGACGACUCCUCGACCAAUGAUGAUUAUAUGACAAUGAUUUGGAUGAUAAUGUGA